AUACUGUGUAGACAAACAACAUGUGCGAGAUGGAGUUGGGAGCGACCUUCAAAGUUGAUUAACGUUAGAAGAAAUACUUAAAGCCACGACCACAGGAUGUGACAGCUCAGUAACGAUGUCGAAAUACGUGAAAGUAGACCAACAUGUACGUGAUAGUGUCAACAGUGAAGCCGAUUCAGUUGAAGAUGAUUUUUUGAUUGGUGUCCAUCUAUGUAACAAGGAACGUUCACCAGGGACUAUUCCGUAUGCAGGGGCUCAUACAAGGAAGGUCACAAAUGCUGGACAGCCUGAUGGUGUAUGUCUUGGAAUAUUAAUCACAAAGCCCUCAGAACUUACAAGCAUUGCACGCCUUCGUACCCUGAUAUGUAACCAAAUCAGCCCUCUGCCUGUGGCAUUCAAGUUCCAAACAAAACAAGGAUGGCCAGUAUUGCGGAAUCAAGAGGCAGAUAUUGCAGCAAAGAAGGUUAUAUCCCAAAGAAAUACUGUGGUCAUAGAAAGGUGCUUUGCCAAGCCAAGGAUAGGUAUACAGAUGUUAAAUGGCUACUCAUUAGGAUUUGUAUUUAUUGAUUUAAAGAGCAGCCUAAGAUGUUUGAGGCUUGAAAUGUCAGCACAGAUGGAAGGUUUUCAAAACAUCCAGUUUUUAGAUGGGAAUGGCUGGCCAAUUACUCUACAGCAGGAAAACCAGCUAAAUGUGCUUGAUAUUCUUACUGAUUCUCAUAUCACUGUCCGUCAGCAGAGAUCCCUGGAAUCGAUGCUUAGUAAUUGUUCAGAGGAGAGCAGUUCAUACCAAUACUUGCUUGAUGUCCCCUUAAAAAAGAAAAAGAAAGGGUUUAGUUCAAGCAUGGAAGGUUUUCAAAACAUCCAGUUUUUAGAUGGGAAUGGCUGGCCAAUUACUCUACAGCAGGAAAACCAGCUAAAUGUGCUUGAUAUUCUUACUGAUUCUCAUAUCACUGUCCAUCAGCAGAGAUCCCUGGAAUCGAUGCUUAGUAAUUGUUCAGAGGAGAGCAGUUCAUACCAAUACUUGCUUGAUGUCCCCUUAAAAAAGAAAAAGAAAGGACAAAAGAUGACAAACCAGUUGACCUAUCAGAACAGCAAAGAUGAAGCUCGUCGCGUCUGUGAUAUCGACCACAUGGAUGGAAAUGCAUCUGUAGCAUCCAAACAAGUCCUAAUAAGUUAUGUGCGUGCUGAGGCUGCACAGCAUGCACUACAGCUGAAGGCUGAACUUACAAAGUUUGACUAUAGUGUAUUUUUGGAUGUUCAUGAAAUAAAGUUUGGAGUGGAUUGGCAGGACUCCCUAAAUGAUGCUGUCAGUAAUUGUGAGGUCUUUAUCCCACUUAUUACACCUAGGUAUGGGGAGACCCAGUGGACUAACAGAGAGGUGAAGCUAGCAGAUGUUUUGGGUAAACUGAUAAUACCUGUGUCUUUUCUGGAUAUGUGGCCUCCCAAGUGCCUUGCCAUACAGUUUGCCUCUACACAGUUCAUUUCUUGGAAACCAAAGGAUAUUAUAGAAAAGGAAUUAAGGAGUGGAGAACUACCAGAGAAUGUGUAUAACAUCAACAUAUGGGAUGAGGACUAUGUCAAAAAGGCUGCCUCUGACAUUGGAGAGUUGAUAGAAAACUAUAUGAACAAGCAAGGAGAUGCAGUAGAUGGACCUGGAAUUAAGAAGGCAACUCCUACAAGUCUGAAGAGCUACCCAUCCAAGCUUCCAAACUUGAAUCUUGACUUGAGCCUGGUGAAUGCUCCUCGUGAAGGCAAACCACUCGUUGUAAUUUGUGUACACCCAGAACAGAUAACAUUUGGAAACUAUUUAAAAGGUCUACUUUUAAGUGAAGGCUAUGAAGCUUGGUGCUCUUUUGAAGUGUUGAAGGAAGUAGGCUGCACAAGUCUUACUGAAGUUGGAACCAUUUCUUCUCUCAGUACAGAUGGAGCAGACAUUUGCAAUGUAGAAGGUGAGCUGUCUGAGUCUGUCUCUCAAUUUAAUAGCUCUUAUACUCCAAAAAGCAUGGAAAAAAGAAUACAAUUUCAAGGCAAAGCUGAUGAAGCAGGAGUUGUCAUUUUCGUAUUGUCAAAGGCCUUCUCACAGUCUAAGAUGUGCCAGCAACAGGUGUACUAUUGUGAGCAUCGCAAGAGAUUCAUUCCAUUGAAGUAUGAAGAUUUUGCCAUGCCGUACUGGAUGAGCAUGCUCAUUGGAACAAGUACUUUUCUGUUUCUGCAAUAUCCAUUUGUAAAGGAUUCACAGAGAGAGUGUUUUGAGAAGUCUGUCAUCUCCCAAGUGAACAGCUGCUUGUUUCCAAAGUCAGGCAACCCAUCUCCAACAGAAAUGCAUGACAAACAGUUGUCAAAAGAAGUUAGUUCACUUACAGAAAGUUUACCAAAGCAUGGAAGUGUCUAUAUAGCAGGAGGAACACACUUUUACCAUAAGGAUUCAGAGGCCAUAUGCAAGUCAGUUGGAAAACACCUUGCUCGCAACCCAGAUGUAACAGUUGUAACUGGGGGAUUCUUUGGGAUUGGUGAAACUGUUGCACAAAGCUUUGAAGAUGAACGUAAAGCUCUCAAUGGGAAAUCAGGAGUAGUACAUGUUCUUCCUUUUCAGGAUAAAGAUGACCACAGCACCAGAGGAAGGCAGAGAGCAGACAAAACAUUUCAGCCUCCCCCGUUUGGAAAGAGUGUGUUUGUUGGGAAUAGUAUAAGAGAUAGGGAAAUCAUUGUGGCAAGAGCAAUUGAUAUUUGUAUUUUGAUAGAAGGUGGCCCUGGUGCAGCCCAUGAGGCAGAAGAGUUUGCAUGGAAUGAUCACAUAGUUGUACCAGUUAAGGUUACUGGAGGUGCAGCAGGAGGAAAAUUCAAUGUGCCACAGAAAAUAUUUAAGGUCCCACAGAGUGUGUCAUUAGCUGACUGGUCAGUUCUGAGCAACAAUUCCUCCAGCCCUGAAGAAAUUGGGAAAGCAGUGGCCAGUGUGGUCAACACUUUGAUAUCAAGCAGGCCUGGACCUAGUCCACCCCCUGUCAAAGUUAAACCAUGUAAAUCCCCACUGACUCUCCCUCAAACUAACAGCACACCUCCAUCACCAACUUACACUAGGAAACGGAAGAGAAGUAUUGCUACUUUGAGAAUAAUGGUAGACAGUGAUGAUAAACAAUCAUGAUUGUUGCAUAUUGCUGUAAUUGUGUUCAUUAAAAUAUUGCUACCUAGGUUCCAUGUUUGAAACAUCAUUCAAGACGCAUGGAUAAAACAGUGUGUGCAAAAACUACAGUUAGUUUGAUUUUGCCAAUAAGUGCAAUCAUUUCAGCCAUAUUAGUUUUUUUUCAGCAAAUCAGUGGGUAUUUGUCUGAAGAAUUAAAUUACUUACAGCCUUUUAAAAUAUGAUUUAUUCAUUUCCAAUCCAAAGUGUUAUAUUCUUGCAUGAUAAACACAUACUGGAAACUGAGCACUUCCUAUUUUUCUUCAUUAUUUACAGCCUACUUUUUUAUCUUAUUUUUGUGAUUGUUUUAAAAAUCAUGCCACCAAUUAACUUGAAAAUAUUAUAAAAUUUUGGAAUAUUUAUGGAAAACAACUUAUUAAAGCAAACUUAUAUUCAUCCUUCUUUGUAUAUAAUUAUUUGUAUUUUUCACUGUGAAAACUGUUAUAAAGUUUAACCUGCUCAUUCUGAAGCAUUGUUAAGUGAACACUUGUCCUGUUAUCAUGGGGUGUUUACUGUCAGUUAGUUUGUUAUACAGAAUUAUAAAAUCAUUCAAAAGAAGUAUUUUCAUAUAACAAAUUUGUGAUACCAAGUAUGAAGUAUGGUGACAAUUUAUAUCAACAUCUUACUUAAAGGGACAAAGCAUAAGAUAUAAAGAUAUAAAGAUUAUUAUCUUAGGGUGUAUUUCCAGAGAUUUAGAUCGAUCCAGAAAUUAAGAUUUAG
Molecule: messenger RNA, 3898 nt
Organism: Lingula anatina
Lineage: Eukaryota; Metazoa; Brachiopoda; Lingulata; Lingulida; Lingulidae
Biological process (GO): signal transduction
Source: RefSeq, a predicted model, not a curated record